Messenger RNA from Gryllus bimaculatus (two-spotted cricket), 1794 nucleotides. NCBI's taxonomy places the organism in Eukaryota, Metazoa, Arthropoda, Insecta, Orthoptera, Gryllidae. The record is from the annotation of a GenBank genome assembly.
AUGCCUAGUGAUGACGAUAUCGCUAUGUUCUUGGAAUUGCCAUUUGCCGGCCACUUCUAUGUGACUUCUUCAACUCCUGAUCUGUCACAGCAAGUUCUACUGAUCGUCGCUCCCACUGUGCUGGUGGCCCACAAGGGGUUUGCAGCGGAAGAAGUGCACAAGGAGACGUUGCUGCACCAGAGGUCGGCGCAGAGCGACAGGUUCCUGACGCCGCUCGACCCUGCGCAGACGAUGAAGUUGCUGCGCGCACUGCGAGUUCGGCACUACUUCGACGAGGUGGCACUGCUUCCUCAGGCGACAGGCAUUUCACCGGCUCCGAAGAUACCUGCCCUGCACCAGUCGAGGCCGGUCGUCCCACUGCUGCAGCAACAGGCGACCGUACGAUGGUUCCGUGCGGUGGCUGGGUACGCGUUGGCCUCCGUGCGCGACCUCCGCGGCGUGUUCCUCUGGGGCCGUGCCAAGCGAGAGCGACUGUGCUGCCGCCUGGUGCUUGUGCCCUUCGAUCACCGAGAGAUCAGGGAACGCGUGAAAAUGAUGGUGAACGACACGUUUUGGGACGUGCGUAAAACCCAGCACGUUCCUUUCACGUGGCUGCUACUGAAGGCGAGCAACACUACCUGGCACACCUAUCCCGACAGUCUGUUCUUGGAGGCAGCGUGCGCGUCCAACGGAAAGAGGUGUGCGAUUCGAGAAGUCUCUCCGCAGUUUCAUCCCUCCACCAAUGGAACGCAAGUUCUCGGGGAAUGGCUCAUCAACGCCAAUUUCCUCUCGUGGAACACCGACACCGCCUUCUACAGUCGUCGUAAGAAACUGAACACGGACUUGGACGUAAUCGUCAGAAAUAAAGGCCCAUAUAACGCCGUAUACUCGGACGAGCGUGGAGGAAAACGGAAGCGACUUGGUGGUAUAAUGGGCUGCGUCUGGGAAACCCUGAUGAAAUGCAUGCAAUUUAACUCAACAAUUUUUGUAACCAACCUGACAGACCGUCAACUAACAAGCCUGGGCAUUGGCAAGUGGCAGGCUGCCAUCACCGAUAUCAUCAUCAUUCCGUUUCCAUUUCCAUUCAGUGGUGAUAUGCGGCCCCACGGCCGCGCCAGCCACCUGCUGGUGGUGACGUUCGACCUGGCCGCCAUGUUGCUGGUGGGCGCGUAUUCCGCCGCCAUCAUUUCGACGCUGGCGUCGAAGCCAAUGCCCUUGCCGUACAAGAGCGUGUCGCACCUGCUGCGGAAUCCCGGUCACAGAGUCACCUUCGCGGAGGACAGCGCCGAGAAGUGCGUCAUAAUGAACUCUAAGGACCCUACGUUGACCAGAAUUUCAAACAUGUGGGGAUACCCGCGUCCCCCAGACACAGUUCGAAGCACGGGACACGGAGUACGUCGUCUUUGCGAGGACAACUGGGCUUUCUUCGGCAGAUACCGCCUGAUUUACAACAUGACUCUCCUCCAGUCGUCGCAGUGUUUGCCCGUCGAGCUCCCAGGCGCCCACGUCAACCUGAACGUGGCCUUCCUCUGGGCACCAAAUCGGCGAUAUUUACGACUCUUCAAUUAUCGCAUCAACUGCCUGCGACGCGCGGGCAUCCUGCAGAAGUACUUCAGCAAGCCGUGGGAGUCGCGGGACCCGGACGAGCAGUUCGUGGCGGUGCGUCUGUUGAACGUGGUGCCGCUGUUCGCCAUGUUGGCGGUGGGAGCGGGUGGCGCGCUGCUGCUCCUGGCGGUGGAAAUCGUGUGCGCGUACUGUACUCGAGGACGCCAUCUUCCGCCCUGGGAUCGUUACAAUAACAAAAAUUUAAAAUAA